Mytilinidion resinicola is the source of this 2372-nucleotide messenger RNA. RefSeq names its product arginyl-tRNA synthetase. Gene Ontology annotation, biological process: arginyl-tRNA aminoacylation; mitochondrial translation. Gene Ontology annotation, molecular function: arginine-tRNA ligase activity; ATP binding. Lineage: Eukaryota; Fungi; Ascomycota; Dothideomycetes; Mytilinidiales; Mytilinidiaceae. Gene Ontology annotation, cellular component: mitochondrion; cytoplasm. The transcript has 6 exons. The record is from RefSeq and is a predicted model, not a curated record. The coding region runs from base 96 to 2051 and encodes 651 amino acids.
CAGCUUCUCUUCUCAGAUCUAGAAUAUUUGCGACCACACUUUGCCUCGCAACCCACCGCACUGCACGAUUGUUAGCGUCAAACACAGCUCGAUUCAUGGCGGCCGACCAAACACUGGCAGAGCAGCUAGAACAGCUGCGUGUCAGCCAGACAGAGUUCCCAGCAUGCUAUCCUCAGUUAAAUCCAGUUGACCUGUUUCGUGUCCACGUAGCCAAAACCCUUUCCGACGUGACAGGCCUGGACGCAAAGACAAUUUACCCUUUGCUGCAACGUACCCAGACCUUGGAGCAUGGCGAUCUGCUGUUACCAGUGCCCGCCCUCAAGGUCAAGGGCGAGAAACCCAACGACCUCGCAGCCCGUUGGGCUGAACAGUUUCCGGACUCCCCACUUGUCAACAAGCCUGUCGUCGACGCAGCAUUCCUCCGGUUCUUCUUCAAACCAGCGCCACUCCUGCAAGAAGUGAUACCCUCCAUCUUGCAAAAUCGGACAACAUGGGGAACCAAUCCACUACUAGGAUAUAAAAUUCCUGGAGACGCACAAUCCGGACGCAAACGCAUUGUCAUUGAAUUCUCCUCUCCAAACAUCGCGAAGCCUUUCCAUCAAGGCCAUCUCCGGAGCACAAUCAUUGGAGGGUUUUUGAGCAAUUUAUAUGAGGGGGCUGGCUAUGAUGUUGUUCGGCUCAACUAUCUCGGAGACUGGGGUAAACAAUACGGACUGCUAGCAUUGGGGUUCAAGAAAUUCGGCGACGAGAAAGCUUUAGAAGAGGAUCCAAUCCAGCAUCUAUACCAGAUCUACGUCAAAAUCAAUCAAUUGGUUUCCAAGGAACGCAAAGAAAUCGAGCGCUUGGAAGCAGCCGGAGAGGACACCUCCAAAGUCACAGACGGUGGAUUAGACGAACAGGCUCGCCAAUACUUCAAGGCUAUGUGCGACAAUGACCCCGAGGUCAUCGAGUUGUGGAAAAGAUUUCGUGAACUGAGUAUCGAGCGAUACAAGAAGUCCUACGCGAGGCUCAACAUCCAUUUUGACACCUAUGCAGGGGAAAGCUUGGUGAAGGAAGAGUCUCAGGUUGUGAAGAAGCAGUUCUGUGUUGAUUUGAAGAGGCAUAAGGCCCAGAGCAUGAAGACAGCAGAAAAGAAGAUGGCCGACACCGGGAUCACUGAGCUAUCUCAAGGCGCAACUAUCGUGGAUUUCUCCAAGUACGUCCCGGGCAAAGUUGGAAAGGCGCUUGGCAAAGCCUUGGUGCGGAAGAAGGAUGGGACGAGUCUCUAUCUAGCCCGUGAUGUCGGCGCAAUGUUCGAGCGAAAUAAGCUCUACGAAUUCGAUAAAAUGAUAUACGUAGUAGCUACUGACCAGGAGCUUCAUCUCAAGCAGCUUUUCAAGAUUGUGGAGUUGAUCGGUGAUAACGAUCUUCGAUCUCGAGUCGAGCACGUAAACUUUGGCCUGGUGCUGGGUAUGAGUACACGAAGGGGAACUGUCGUGUUCUUAGAUGACGUACUUCGGGAUGUCGGCGACAAGAUGCACGAAGUAAUGAAGAAGAACGAAGCAAAGUACGCACAAGUCACUGAUCCUGACAAGAUCGCCGAUAUUCUUGGUAUUAGCAGUGUAAUGGUUCAGGACAUGAGUGGAAAACGCAUCAACAAUUACCACUUCAAUAUGGACACCAUGACCUCCUUCGAAGGAGAUACUGGUCCAUACCUUCAAUACUCCCAUGCUCGGCUUUGCUCAAUAUUCUCCAAGGCGGGUGUUUCAACUGCCGACAUUGAAGCGGCAGAUCUCAGUCUUUUGACUGAACCUCACGCAAUCAACCUCGUUCGACUUCUUGCUCGGUUCCCAGAUACCAUUCAAAACACACUGAAGACGCAUGAGCCUACCACGGUGCUAACCUAUCUAUUCCGCAUGACACACGCUUUGAAUAGCAGUUACGAUGUGCUGAAGGUAAUCGGAAGUGAACCAGAGCUUAUGAAGGCUCGCCUUGCUUUAUACGACGCGACGAGGUCUGUGAUCAAGAGCGGAAUGCGUCUCCUAGGACUCAAACCCGUCGAACGGAUGUGAACUUAUCAUUAAAGCAAUUUAGCGACGUCGAAGGAUAGAUGCCCACUUAAAGGAGUUUCAGGUUAUUAGGAUACUUAUAGUUUAGUUCUAAAUGUUACUUCUCAGAGAUCAUGUGUCUAGGAUUAGUUCUCUAAUUCCUAGGGUGCCACUCUCAUUACGUAUGCUUGAGAUGGCAGCUCAGUCUCCUAAUCACCGGGCAGGGCAUUGCAGUUUACCGCUGCCAUUCCUAGCUGAUAAGAGAGUAUCGAGACAUUAGCGCAGUUAGUUACAACACUCUUAACGCUUUCGAAGCGCGCCGGCGUACUGCUUCCCACCACCACC